GAUACUGCUGGAAUUGAUAUUCCCAUCACUAAUCCUGCAGAUAAAAGUCUCCAGCUGAGUGUGGUGCUGGAGAAUCCAUCACUUUAUGGACAAAAAUCUUUCACUGUUAAGCCCAAACAAACAUUUUUAUACCAACUGAAGUUUUCCCCAGCUGUUGUUGGCACUUCAGAUGCAAGUGUCAUAUUUGUGUCAGAUGUGGUUGGAGAGUUUUGGUAUGCACUGAAGUUGAUUGCAGAGAAACCAUUGCCAACUACUCUACCUGAAAUACAGUGCGAACUUGGAAAGUGGGCUCGUCUACACAUCCCUCUCUUUAAUUCUACACAUGAAACUCUGGAGCUAGAAAUUGUUAACAGCAAUCCUAGCAAUUUUUCAACUGAGACUGAUCCAAAACACCCUCUUAAAGAGUGGAUAUUUUAUCUUUCGGGGACUGGUCUUCCUCCUCAGAUGAUGGAACCAACCAGCAUAAGUGCAUGCAUUGGCCAGCAUUCUGCUGUCAUCAUAUCCUUCAGAAAUCCAACUCCUGAAAAUGUGCUGGUAGAUGUCAUGCUGACAGAUCAGGAGCAGUCCAUUUGUUAUCGUGGUGCAUCUGCCCUAACCAAGCCGACCAGUAAGGAAUCUGUUUUCCGUCUUCUGCUUAAACAACCACGAGGAACCCGAUUAGCUCCAAAAGAAAAACUGGACAUCCCACUGUUAUUCAUGCCAGAUACUAUGAAAAUGUAUGAGGCUGUGGUGGUAAUUCAUGUAAUGAGGGAAAACGGUGAAAACUGGCCUUAUGAGGAUUCUGCUGAAUUAAAUAAAGAGAGUGUUACUGUAGCAGAGAAUGGGGGAAUUCAGGGAAUACGCUGGGUCUAUCCGGUUCAUGGAAUACCUGAAGCACCACAGCAGAAAUUAGUUCCGGCUGUCGUACACUGUCAAGCCAGGCAGAGAGUGGAAAAAAGAGUAGAAGUGCUGCUGACUGGUGUAGUUCCUGGUGCAACUGCUAUGCCUACUGCAAGAAAAUUUUCCAUGGUCAAUACAAAUAAGCCAGCCAACAUACAAGAGGAGGUUCAAGUCACUGAUGGUUUCUCUACAACAGUGGAAUUUCUGUAUGAAUUGCAAUAUCAAUCAAAUGAAAUUAAAUCUCAGCUUGAAUCUUUAAUUGGUGUGCAUCUGGUUCGAAGAGAAAGGGAUACAGAAUCUGGAAUCAUAACACUGAUCUUUAGUGUAAUAUUUGCACCUUACAAACCAAUGAGGAAUGAAGCAACUUUAGUAGUACAGUGUGCUACAGGAGGUGUUUGGAAGUUUCCAAUGCUGUUCAUUGCUACGAGGGCAGAAGUGGACGAUGUCAUGAACAUUGAAGCAGUUGGCCUGAAUAAAGAAUCUAUAGUUGGCUUUAAGCUUACAAGCCAGACAAGAUACCCAGAGCCGUUCACUGCGCAGUUCGUGGCGGGCAGUGGUCCUGACUUCUUUGUACUGCCACAAGCUGGAGAACUUCUUCCAGCAAGCGCUGGUGGAACUCAGAUAACUGUGGGAUUCAAGCCAAGAAUGUAUGGCAAGAAGCAUACAGCAACACUUGUAAUUCAG
Molecule: messenger RNA, 1563 nt
Organism: Pterocles gutturalis (yellow-throated sandgrouse)
Lineage: Eukaryota; Metazoa; Chordata; Aves; Pterocliformes; Pteroclidae
Product: chromosome unknown open reading frame, human CXorf30
Exons: 11
Source: RefSeq, a predicted model, not a curated record